AAACAACGACAAAAAAAUACGCCUACUCACAGGACGCACACCAACGAACGGCCAUAUCAGUGUAGCCACUGCGACAAGAAGUUCACGGACAGCUCCACAUUGACGAAACAUCUCCGGACGCAUACAGGUCAGAAACCGUACGGAUGCGAUAUAUGCUUCAUGCGUUUCACACAAUCCGGUAACCUUCAUCGGCACAUGAAGACACACAAAAAUCUUUGA
Molecule: messenger RNA, 219 nt
Organism: Cooperia oncophora
Lineage: Eukaryota; Metazoa; Nematoda; Chromadorea; Rhabditida; Trichostrongylidae
Source: the annotation of a GenBank genome assembly